Messenger RNA from Erigeron canadensis, 1689 nucleotides. RefSeq lists its product as uncharacterized. The transcript is spliced from 2 exons. The record is from RefSeq and is a predicted model, not a curated record. Lineage: Eukaryota; Viridiplantae; Streptophyta; Magnoliopsida; Asterales; Asteraceae. Gene Ontology annotation, molecular function: protein binding. Bases 1 to 1689 code for a protein of 562 amino acids.
AUGGAGGAGGAAGGGACUGCAGCUACUGGAACUAUAACGACGACACAGCAACAACAAUAUUCAUCAGAAAAAACAAUAAAUUUUGAUGAUGUUCCUACGGAGUUGAUGCACCAUAUACAAUCCUUGUUGUUGGAUAAAUCGCUAAAAGAUGCUGCCCGCACGUGUGUCUUGUCCAAGUCUUGGCUACAGGCUUGGUCUACCUUCCCAGACCUCUACUGGUUUCCUACACAGUACGGGGAAACAGAAGAAACAAAAAACAUUAAUAAUUUAGUAUACCGUACUGUCCAAACCUAUCACAACAACGGUGUACCGAUCCAAGCUUUAGCUUUUAGAUUCCAUGUCAGAGACCCGGUUUACACUGAAUUUUGGUUUAGGCUUGUACUGUCGUCCCAAACAAGAAGUUGUCUCAAGGAGCUUUUCCUUGUAAUACGCAAUUUCACCGAUUCCGGGUUUACAUUCUCAGAUGAUAUAUUAUUCUCCGGCGACAAGUUACAAACAAUUUAUUUGGAAAAACCCAAUGGCUGUAUGUUAAUCAAUCCCGGUGUCAAUCCUGUGAUCAAAUGUGUAUCCUUGCGUCAACUAGUGCUAAAAAAGGUGAAUGUAAGUGAAGACGUAUUUCAUAACUUGUUGUCUGCUUGUAGCUUGCUUGAGAUAAUUAUCCUUGAGCUGUGCAGUGGGGUGAACACAAUUAAGGUUAGAAAUCUUGGUUGCCUUCGCCAUCUUGAUAUAACUACCAUUGAAGGAGAUGGUCUUUUGGAAAUCGAUAAUGUCCCAAGUCUUGGCUUCUUUGGUUACCGAAUGCUUAGUCCUUGUCGUGGGAAAAACCUUUUACCAUUCAAAACUACGGACACCAUGGCUUCUUCGUUAGGAAGAAGCGUGAUAUGCUUACAUUUAAGCGGUACGAUCAUUGACGAUACCUUUUUUGAUAUGAUCAAAUCCAAGUUUCCUUUUCUCGAAACCAUGACGCUUGGAAACAUGAGUUGGGCCUCGGAAAGGUUGGUUAUUACUAUUCUUUCUCUCAAGAGUCUCACCCUACACAACAUGGUGUAUUGGAAGAGGCUAAUCGACCUGCAAGUUUAUGCUCCAUGUUUACUUUCUUUCGAAUAUGGCAAAAACCUACCACCAACCGUCUUGUUUCCAACCAUUUCUCCCAAGGAAAUUAAACUUCAAGCAAGGUUGACAUUCAAUCAUAUGCGACUGGAGCGUUUCAGUCAUGAACCACCAUUAUUCCCGUUGAACGCUGAUGAUAUUGUUGGUGAUCUUAGAGAAAAGGUCUUGUUUCCUGUUACUAACGUCCAACAACUAUGCCCUAUAAUUUGGGAUGUCGGUGAUCUUAGAGAAAGGGUCUUGCUUCCGGUUACUAACGUCCAACCACCAUGCCUUGAAAUUUUAGAUGAUCCAUUCAGCGAGCUCAAGGGAGUCUUUGAUAUUUUAUUUUCUAUUUGCCAUCCCAUUCUUGUUAAGGUAUGGGACAACAAGCAGCGCUUCCCUAAGCCAACGGUAAUAAGGGGGAUGAUGGAAUAUAAGACGACUGAUCUAAAAUUUGUCAUGAUGAAAAACCCUCUUAGCGGAAGAUGGGAGGCUCUCACAAGCUCUUCGGAAACCGAAUUUUUUAUUGACUCCUUGCCUGACACAGAUGAUGUGGAGUUUGAACUUGAGUUUAAAUUUGAGUGGUUUUCUCAUGAUUAG